GGGAGGGGACAGCUGCGCACAGUUCGCAGAGACGAAGGAGGCGCCCCCGGCUGCAGAGCUGCAGAGCGAGGUCUCUUCUGAAUCUCAGUGUCCCGGUCACAGGCGCGCAUCUGGGCCAGAGGACAGCGCAUCCUUUUGGUGAGGGCCGUCAGGGCCCCUGCGGUCAGCAAGCUGGCUCCCCGUGUGGCCACCGGGACCCCUGAGCCCAAUGGCGGGGGCGGCAGCAAAAUCGACAGCACAGUAGAGAUCACCCCCAGCCCCAACGGACAGGUCGGGACCCUGGGAGAUGCGGUGCCCACGGAGCAGCUGCAGGGUGAGCGGGAGCGCGAGCGCGAGCGGGAGGGGGAGGGCGACACGGGCAGCGAAGGGAUGGGCAGCAGCCUGUCGCUGGCCGUGCCCCCCGGCCCCCUCAGCUUUGAGGCGCUACUCGCCCAAGUGGGGGCACUGGGCGGUGGCCAGCAGCUGCAGCUCGGCCUCUGUUGCCUGCCCGUGCUCUUCGUGGCCCUGGGCAUGGCCUCGGACCCCAUCUUCACGUUGGCACCUCCGCUGCAUUGCCACUACGGGAUCUUCCCCCCCAACACCUCUGGCUGGGAGCAGCCCCCCAACGCCAGCGGCGUCAGCGUCACCAGCGCGGCCCUAGCAGCCAGCGCAGCAACCCGCGUCGUCACCAGUACGGACCCCUCGUGCAGUGGUUUUGCUCCACCGGAUUUCAACCAUUGCCUCAAGGACUGGGAUUAUAAUGGCCUGCCGGUGCUCACCACCAACGCCAUCGGCCAGUGGGAUCUGGUGUGUGACCUGGGCUGGCAGGUGAUCCUGGAGCAGAUCCUCUUCAUCUUGGGCUUUGCCUCUGGCUACCUGUUCCUGGGCUACCCUGCAGACAGGUUUGGACGAAGGGGAAUCGUGCUGCUGACCUUGGGGCUGGUGGGCCCCUGUGGAGUGGGAGGAGCUGCUGCAGGCUCCUCCACAGGUGUCAUGGCCCUCCGAUUCCUCCUGGGAUUUCUGCUUGCUGGUGUUGAUCUUGGUGUCUACUUAAUGCGCCUGGAGCUGUGCGACCCAACCCAGAGACUUCGAGUGGCCCUGGCAGGGGAGUUGGUAGGGGUGGGGGGACACUUCCUGUUCCUGGGCCUGGCUCUUGUCUCCAAGGACUGGCGAUUUCUCCAGCGAAUGAUCACCGCUCCCUGCAUCCUCUUCCUGUUUUAUGGCUGGCCUGGUCUCUUUCUGGAGUCUGCAAGGUGGCUGAUAGUGAAGCGGCAGAUAGAAGAAGCCCAGUCUGUGCUGAGGAUCCUGGCUGAGCGGAACCGGCCCCAUGGACAGAUGCUGGGGGAGGAGGCCCAGGAAGCCUUGCAUGACCUGGAGAACACCUGCCCUCUCCCUGCAACGCCCUCCUUUUCCUUCGCUUCCCUUCUCAACUACCGCAACAUCUGGAAAAAUCUGCUUAUCCUGGGCUUCACCAACUUCAUUGCCCACGCCAUCCGCCACUGCUACCAGCCUGUGGGAGGAGGAGGGAGCCCAUCGGACUUCUACCUGUGUUCCCUGCUGGCCAGCGGCACAGCGGCCCUGGCCUGUGUCUUCCUGGGCGUCACUGUGGACCGAUUUGGCCGCCGAGGCAUCCUGCUUCUAUCGAUGACACUCACUGGCAUUGCAUCCUUGGUCCUGCUGGGCCUGUGGGACUAUCUGAAUGAGGCUGCUGUCACCACCUUCUCUGUCCUUGGCCUCUUCUCUUCCCAAGCUGCUGGCAUCCUUAGCACCCUCCUUGCGUGUGAAGUCAUCCCUACCACUGUCCGGGGCCGCGGCCUGGGCCUCAUCAUGGCCCUGGGGGCUCUUGGGGGGCUGAGUGGCCCUGCCCAGCGCCUCCACAUGGGCCACGGAGCCUACCUGCAGCACGUGGUGCUGGCAGCCUGCGCCCUCCUCUGCAUCCUCAGCAUCAUGCUCCUGCCAGAGACCAAGCGCAAACUCCUGCCCGAGGUGCUCCGGGAUGGAGAGCUGUGCCGCCGGCCUUCCCUGCUGCGCCAGCCACCCCCUAACCGCUGUGACCAUGUGCCACUGCUUGCCACCCCCAACCCUGCCCUCUAAGUGGUCUCUGAGCACCCUGGCGAGAGGUUGGCUAAACCAGAAGGGUGACCUAUGGCCCUGGCAGGGAGAUAGAAAGGACAAGAAAGGAGGCAGGAGCUGAGAAGGCUUGGUGGCACCUCACGCCAGCCGUCUAGGAGAGCUCAGAGGGCUGUCCCUAUCCUGUGUCCUACCUGCUGCUUUGUGUUCACGUCCUCAGUCGGAGUCAGGGGACAGGGAAAGAGCUCCACACGAUAAUCACUGGGUCUGGGCUCCAUCCUGUGCCGCAAAACAUCCUCCCAGACUCAUUCUUUCUUGCUCUAUCAUUCUGUUUCAAUAAAGACAUUUUAAAUAAAUGAGCAUACCAUA
Messenger RNA from Elephantulus edwardii (Cape elephant shrew), 2418 nucleotides. RefSeq names its product solute carrier family 22, member 17 (gene SLC22A17). Lineage: Eukaryota; Metazoa; Chordata; Mammalia; Macroscelidea; Macroscelididae. The transcript has 10 exons. Gene Ontology annotation, biological process: transmembrane transport. Gene Ontology annotation, molecular function: transmembrane transporter activity. Bases 370 to 2073 code for a protein of 567 amino acids. Gene Ontology annotation, cellular component: membrane. The record is from RefSeq and is a predicted model, not a curated record.